CCGGCGCGCGCUGCCAGGCCGGCGCGAGGAUAGAGGCGCUCGGCGCGUGCGCAGAAGGAACCGGUGGCUGGUUAAUGGAGGUUGUUUUAUGCUAGACGGAGGUUGACGAGGCUGUUUUCUCCCCCCCCUCCCGUCACUUGUUCCAGAGUCAAGAUGGCCUCCCAACGGUUGACACGGGAGUCUUUCGAUGCAAUCAUGCAGGCCAAGGCAAAACGAUAUCUGGACCGAAGUGAUCCAAUCGAUGAGGCGCUUCAUCAACUUAGAGUUCACUCGCGGCCAGUCACACGGACCCAGUACGACGAGGAGGAGGAAGAAUUUCAAGACGGCGGGAAGUUCAUGCGGGGUGACUGGAGGAAAGACACUAGAAAUGAAUAUGCGCUGCCUUCCUAUAGGUCCAGCAGCCACGUCACAGAGGAGGAGGAUUACUUUCCCAAAACUAGCACCAAACUCGCUUCACGGAACUACGGCCAGCUGUCUUCAUACGAACAAGACUAUGGAAAUUCGUCUGCCGUGGAAAGAGAUUAUGCUGGCCCAUCUUCCCGAGAUCGGGACUAUGACAACGCUGCCUCACGGGAACGGAAAUAUAGCCACACCCCUGUUCGAGACCCUUCCAGGCGCCGUGAGACCGACUAUGAUUCGUCAGAACUGUUGGGCGACUUCAGAUCCACCCGGCUUCUGGAAGACAAUUACAGGACUGCAUGUGCUCAGAGUUAUGAUCUGGAGCAGGGUCUCGAGACUGAGGGAGAAUUCAGCUCCACUUUGAGUGCUGGGAGGGGAAGAGGUCUCCAAGGGAAACAUGGGAUGGCAACUAGAGGCCUGGACAGAAGUAAGGAGGAGUUGGCUGCUCACCUCAAGAAAUGGGCCACUAAAGCUUUGUCCCCAGCAGAUGAUCUUCUGUUAAACCCUCUGGGUCUCGCCAAGCAAAGAACGAUACCUUCUCACCCCCAACAAAACCAAAGGCCAGCUCUGGCCUCUCCCAAGGGGCUCCUACUGCAAGAGGGAACUCUGAAGCCUACAGGUUACGUCCGGAUCAAAGAGCCAGACUUGGAACUUCUAGAUUCUUCUGAUAUUUUUGCAAAUUUUGGGGUUGAAAUAAUCAAAUGGGCUGGGUUCUAUGAAAUUAAAAGAGACCCGGAGUACGCAGAACUUUUCCGCGUGCUCUUCACGUUGGAGACGGAGACCUGUGCCAAAAUGCUGGCAUCAUUUAAGUGCUUGCUGAAAACCGAGCACCAAGAUUUCUGUAUGAACAGCGUCAAGACGCUGCAACACCCGGCUCUGAGAACCCCUAAAGUGGACAGCCAGUUUCUGAAUCUGCUGUUGGAGAAACGGGUGAUGGUGACCAAGAAUAGUUUUUUUGAGGUCAUUAAGCCUUUCGACCGGUAUAUGAUGCGGCUCCAGGACUACCUGCUCAGGAGCACUACGCCUCUGCUGAUGGCCUGUAAUGCCUACGAGCUCAGAAUCAAAACUAACAGCUUCAGUAACUCAGGGAAGAUGACCACCGCUUUUCAGACUACGAUGUCCCUUUGCCGAAAAUCCUUGGCCCUCCUGGGGCAAACCUUCGCUCUGGCCUCUGCUUUCAGGCAGGAAAAAAUCCUGGAGGCCCUCAGCGUCCAGGAUUCGGCCCCUCCUCCUACCUUGUUUCCCAAUUUUGAUACCUCCGCCUUGUUUGGGAAAGAAUACAUAGAAACCUUGCAAAGUUGGUUGGAGAAAAGUGGCUGCAAGAUGCAGUUAAAGAGACCGGCUGCCAGUCCUCCAGCUCAGGCCCCACAACGUGCUGAUAGGAAAGUCGUUGAGACGAUUGAAAAGCUAGUGAAUGCGAUGGUCUCUGGCGUGUUAACAGGGAAAGAGAAGGCUGAACUGAAACACAACCCUGAGUAUUGGUUUCUCCUUGAGGAGGAAAGCCUCGAAUACAAGUAUUACAAGCUGAAGCUGGAUGAGACGGAGAGGCUGAUGUCCGCGGCCAAGGAAGAAGAAACCAAAGACAAGAAGACCUCCGAGCAGCAGAUCUCAGAAGCUGUGAGGAUUCUUUUGUACAGGAGGAAAGUAGCAAGGAUCAAGAAGAAGCUCUUUCAGAGGAGAAGGCCAGGGAUCCUGCAAAGGGCUGCGAGGGCCAGAAGAGCCAAGAAAUCCACAACUGGGACCCAGACACUCUUAUCUGCCGGGUCGGUGCUGAAGCAGCAAACAACACACACACCGAUGUCCAGUCCCAACAGUGACAAAUCCAGCGGCGAUGAGGCUGAGGCGCUGCCCCUAAAAGAAACUUCAAGAAAAACAGACUCGCUGACGCUUUCCGAAAACUCCCCGUCUUUGAUGAGCCAGUUCCCUGACGUGGACCCUAAAGUCAUGGUAACCGCUCAGAAGCUGGCUGAAUUUGUUGCUGAGGUUGGGCCGGAAAUCGAGCAGUUCAGCAUUGAUAACAGUGCCGAUAAUCCAGACCUAUUAUUUCUGCAGGAUCCAGAGAGUUCUGCCUUCAAGUUUUAUCGCAUGAAAGUCCAUGAAUUAUGCCCCUCUAUCAGCUUCAGUGGUGGGCAGGAAUCUGGUGACCUCCGUGAAAGAUCUGAACCAAAGGAAAGCGAAUGGGAAAACCUGGAGGAAGAGGAGGAGGAGGAAGAGGACGAGGAAGAAGAAGCUCCCCAAGCUGAAAUGGAAGAUGAAGAGGGAGAUGAAGAGGAGGAAGCUACAGGGCCAACCGAGGAGCCAGAAGAAGCCAUGUUGGAAGAGGGGCUUAUGAAACUAGACCAUUCAAAGACAGCUGAAGAAGAAGGAGAGACCAGCAGCACAGCCGCAGGUGCCCUUUCAGAGCCACCGGCACAGGCAACCACGCAUGGCGCCCCCUUUGGGCGCAAGAGAAUCAGUAGCAAAUCCCUGAAAGUGGGCUUGAUCCCAGCAUCAAAGAGAGUGUGUCUCAUAGAUGAACCAACAGUACAUGAUCCGGUGCGUAUCUCUUAUGACCGACCUCGUGGCUAUCCUGCGUAUAAAAAUAAGAAGAAAACAAAGGAUUUGGAAUUCUAUAAUAAGAGACUAAAUGAGAAGAACAUUGGCUUCCAAAUACUUCAAAAAAUGGGUUGGCAAGAAGGGCGUGGCCUCGGGUUACAUGGCAAAGGCAUCCAGGAACCUGUCGACGUGGGCUCUACCUCGGCAGGGGAGGGCUUGGGUGUUGCAGGGAAGAACAAAGAGGAUACCUUUGCUACGUUCCGUCAGAGAAUGAUCCAGAUGUACUAUAUGAAAAGAGCCAAUAAAUAGGUAGGUGUGUCAAACGGAGCCAGUUGUUUUCAUUUUAAAUUGUUGCAAGAGUAAAAAAAAAAAAUCCACAGAGAUUCUCUACUUUUCACAUUGUUGGUUCGUAUUGAAAAUCCAGAGUGACAUUACUGAUAUUAUAUUCUGAUGGCUAGGAUGCCUUUAUUGCUGUUUGGUCUUGCAAGGAAUUGAUUUCAGUUUUGGAUCUUUCCCGGUUCCCUCCCAGCAUGCAAAACGCUGUCAAAUUAAACAUCUCCAGUAUCCUCAGAGAAGAUACCUGGUCUUCAGAAGCAGAAGCAGUCCUCCUUUUCAUCAAAAAUCACCUAUGGCUUAGCAACAAUUUAUAACGAUCUCCCCAAUCAAAUCCCCUUCAAACGUUUGAAGCUGUAAUUCCUAGCAACCUCAAUCGGCAUAGAUAAUAAUGUCCACGCUGGCUAAUUUAUGCUCAGGAUUGUGGGCCAGUACUUCCUGUUGGGACCUAAUAGAAGAAGCCCACUAUAUUUAUUUUGAACAAGGUAGACUGAAUUAAACCUUGUCCAAAUAGAUGAAAUUCCUCCAUUUUUCCCCCUCAAGGUUAGCAUGACAAUUUAAUAUUUUUUUAAUAUGAACUCCUGGUAUGCAUCGCCUCUGGGAGUAAAAUUAAAUUUGGCAAAUUCUGCUGUUUUCAUCAAUUUUGGGGUCUGGGAAGUUGUUUAUGAAAAAUUCAGCAGCAGACCAAACCAUUAUCUUAACAUAAAUUCCAUUUUGGGAAUCUUUACCAACAAUCAAUGUCUCAGGCCUCCUCCCCAAAUGUGUGCAGUAUUUAAGCCAGCCUGAAUGUCUCUUGUUUACAUUCUUGGAUUGUCUUUUUUUAACUUCCAUGAUGGUACCUGGAUAUUCUCAGGAAGCGUUCCAUGUAUGUUAGGAGAUAAAGCUGUUUGGAAUUUGCAUGUCUAUUUUAUAUCCUGUUAAAUAAAUGUGAUUACAGUUUGUGGAAGGUGGCGAUUGGACCUCUUCAAGAUAACAUCUCUUUUUUCCAUGAAUCUACCAGCCAUAAAUAUGACAAAGACUUGACAUUAAUCAAAUAACUUCUUGUACCAUAAAGACUCUUAUGUGUAAAAUCCAGCUUAAAAACUGAUUAUCCACAGCAUCCUGAUUAGAAUUUAGAAUUCUUGCAGAUUAAUCAUACCUCUUAAUUCAUAUCACCUGGAGUUCCAGGUAGCAUGUUUGCCAUCAAAUUUGUCCAGUCUUUCAGUUUUUCUAUGAUUGUCUCCAGAAGAUGUCUUCAUCUUGUUGGUAUUACCUUUUUGUUUGUUUGUUUGUUUUACAAUUCUCACAGCCAUGGAAAUUUCUUUUCCCCACCACAUUCCAUUUUGGGGUGGGGUUUGAAAUACGCAUGCUUCCCCACACCUGUUUUCAUUUUUUUAAAAAACUUGUGAUAGCCUAUAUUGCAGUACCUUGUUUGGUAUUCUCCUAGCUGCUUUCUUGAGACCAGCUUUAGAGCUCCAGGAAAUGCCAAAUAAAAUCAUGGCACAGAAUAAAAGCUUUGAAGAUCAUGCUAGCCAGCAACUAAUGAAUGACCUAUUCCAUCACUUUCUAAGAUGUUCAGAAGCCAUUGAUACAAACCAGCUGCUUCGCUGCUCGAAUCAAAAGAUUUGCAAGUACAUUUGAAUUCUUGAAGAAUUCUAAAUAAUUCCCAUUCUUCAGGCUUUUGGGAUCCAAUCCUAUCAAAUGGACACUGCCUUGAAGCCUAGACAUCAUCCUGAUAUCUCUUUUCUGUUCUAGCUCCUUAUUUUUAGGGCUGUUGGUUUCUCUUUCCUGUACAUAGCAGAUCAUUGCCUAUGUUUGCCUGCUAUCAAAACAACUAGUUUGAUCUGUAAGCUUGAAAUACUCUAGAUGUGCAACUUCCAUUGGGUUAAACCAUCAUAUUUUUUUUUAAAUUGCGUUUUGUUUAAUGGUCAACUUCCCUAUUCUUUCAAGUUGCUUAGAAGCAUUUUCUCUCUCAACUUCAGAAUUUGCCACCAUUGAGAUGAAUUUACACUCUGGGGGAGGGCACUUUCUCAAUCCAGUUUUUCUGUGCCCUUUGUGGGCCAAAACUGAGCUGUCAUUUCUUGGGGGGGCAUCAACUGAAGGCUUUAUAAAAUCUUCAGACGGGGAAAUGAUGGUUUCUUUGAACUCGGUUAUUAUGGGGGUGACCCUGCUGAUUUCAGCUUGCUUCAGAGCUGCCCAAGUAUAUAAUGAACGCUUGAACAUUUUAAAAUAUGAACUCUCUUGCCUGGGGUGGCGACAAAGAGGAAAAUGUUUACCUCCAACCCUCCCAGAUUAUUGCCAUUCUAAUCAGUCUUCCUUGUAUGAAGAUUUGAUAUGGGACAAAAACAAUACAGCAGCAGCACUCGUGCUUUUAAAGUGUUGCUUUUCAAUCGAUCCUAUGUUGGACAUUUGGGUUUCUUACAAAGCUUUGUGGUUUUUGUUUGUUGGUCUGUUUUCAAACCUGCUUUUUAGCAGGCAACGUCUACCAGCAAAACACUUGAAUGCAUUUGCAAAAAAAAUAAAAACGGUUUUAAAAAAUCCAGUUUCGAUCUGUGUCAGUUCACUACCUUUUCUAUUAUUCUAGUUUUCCAGGCUCUCUGAUACGAAGAUCAGAAGCAUCCAAGAACCUUUUUCACUCCCGUCACUCGGGUGUGUCUCUCUUCUGUGUCAAUUUUGGUUUGGAAUGUUGCAUUUUUGAAGUCCUCAGUCAGAUAUAUUUUUUUCCUUUCUUCUUUGUGAAACUUAUCAGUAUUGACCGGUAAUGAAUAGCAAAUUGUUAGCCAACGAUUGAUCUUAACAUUUCUUUUUAAAUAUCUUAAUGGCAUGUAAUCCUUUUAUCAAGGUCUACAAUAAAAAAAUAAUCAGUA
Ahaetulla prasina is the source of this 6113-nucleotide messenger RNA. It is a transcript of the gene SUGP2, whose product is annotated as SURP and G-patch domain containing 2. Gene Ontology annotation, biological process: RNA processing. Gene Ontology annotation, cellular component: nucleoplasm. The transcript has 10 exons. The coding region runs from base 154 to 3243 and encodes 1029 amino acids. Gene Ontology annotation, molecular function: RNA binding. The record is from RefSeq and is a predicted model, not a curated record. Lineage: Eukaryota; Metazoa; Chordata; Lepidosauria; Squamata; Colubridae.